Molecule: messenger RNA, 1744 nt
Organism: Dermacentor andersoni
Lineage: Eukaryota; Metazoa; Arthropoda; Arachnida; Ixodida; Ixodidae
Product: tetraspanin-33-like
Cellular component (GO): plasma membrane
Source: RefSeq, a predicted model, not a curated record
GAAUGUGGUAUCCGUGCUUUUGCGCUCCUCAAUUAGCUGUGGUGCCAUUUGAUGUGGUCUGGGGAACUCGAAGUAGGCUCAGGAAACGGUCCCGUAUCUAACAACGCCACAACGAAUGCAACUAAACAUGGUAUAGGAAUCGACAUAACACGACAAAUUUCCAGAUUUGCUAUCAAGCGAAGACGGAGCGAGCCAUCAAGGUGACUCGAUGGAAAUCGGGGAGCAGACGACGACGACGAGGUCUCCUGGCAGCAGCGGCUCCACAUCUACGCAGAGAACAACCAUGGCCCUGCGGGGGCAGCCGCACAGGCUGUACCGCGCCUUCCUGCUCGCCUUCAACGUGCUGCUCAUGGUCAUCGCGGGCUCGGUCGCCUCUGUGGGCCUCUUCGCCUUCUCAGAACGCAGGCGCCCAGGGGCCACGUACUUCAGCACGCUGGUGAUGCGCCUCAGCGUGAACCUGGAGCUGGCGGCGGUGGUGGGCGGCGGCGCGGUCUUCUCGGCCGCCGUGCUGGGCUUCCUGGGCGCCCUGCGCGAGAACCUGGCCGCGCUGCGGCUGUACGCGCUCGCCAUGACCGGCGUCGCAUUCGUCGCGUUCGUCGGCACGGCUGCCGUCACGCUCACGCCCUUCCUCGCGAACAACGUCUUCCACAGGUACAUGCAGCCGGACCUGGUGAGGUACUACAGGCACAGCGCCGACUGGGACGACCUGGUGGACCACAUGCAGCACAGCUUCCAGUGCUGCGGCAUCGGACCCCUCGCUUACCAGGACUGGGACCGAAACGGCCGCUACCGAUGUGCACCCGGCAACCCCAGCCACGAGCGAUGUUCCGUCCCCGAGUCCUGCUGCCGGGUCAGGAGCGCCGGCUGCGGUAGGAACGUGCUAUCAAAGAGCUGGGACGAGGCGAAAAAGCAGAUCUACGGCGACAGCUGUCUGGACAGCGUGCUGAGCUCGGUGCGCCGCAAUGUGGUGGUCAUCGGCGGCGUGGCACUGCUCGCCUCCAUCGGCCUGCUGCUUGUGGUGGCCACGACGCGAGACUUCAUGAAGGGGAUACGGGCCGCCUCGCAACCACCGCCCUCGGACAAGCCCCGCAAGGUCUCCAGUUACGUGGACCCCACGGAGGCGUCGUCGUCGUCGUACGCACAGGCCAGCCAGCAUCAGCCUUCGCUGGUGCCCCCGCCGCCCUACAGCUACCCCGCUUACUACUACCAGCCGCAGUAAAGAGAGAGACGCCUCCUGCGUGUGCGUUUCGUCUGCGCAAGCGGGUCAGUUUAGAGCAGCCACACGAAGGCGGAGGAAGUCAUGCGCGCAUAUUAAGCUACGGCUGUUCCUUCGUUUGUUUUCUUGGUGUCUGUAUACACGGACGCGCAUAUUUCGCUUAAGGUGUUCGAAAAAAAAAAACAUUUUGCACUUACCGCUGUAUUGUUAUAUUGCUCGAAGUUUUCCGAAAGAUGGCAUAUUGAAUCUACUUCCCUCAGUGGAAUACGCACCUGGCAUGGCUAACUGCCAGGUGUCUGAGAAAAAAGAAAUUGACGGCCCUUCCGCUACUGUGAAUAGGGCUGCAAUCGAAGUUCGGGAUCCGCGGCUCCUCGUUGUCGUAACGCGUCGGCUUCGCGCUCCGUCACGGCGAGAGAAAGAGAGAAUAAACUUUAUUCAAGAGUCCCGGACCGGGUUCACCCGCUUUGUUCUAGUUGUCUGCCAAGCCGAGCGUCGUGAUGAGCUCGAACAUGGCUUGUACAUAGUCGG